UCCUGCUUGUUCUCUGGUAGACAGACAAGUCCUUUCCUAAACUCACUCUCUGGAAUGAGCACCAACGGAUUUCAAUCUUUUAUUCACAAGACAGAAACAGUGUACAGGGAAAGGAGGAAACAGCCGUGAAUGAAGACACACAUAUAUAUUUGCCCUUCAGGAACAGCUCUUCAAAUCAUGAUCUGGUGAAGAUUUCACAUGUAACUCCUUGAAUUGUAACCAGUCUGUGGAAUGCCUGCAGUUGAGUCAGAAGCUGAGCUUGUUGAAUCCUUUCAAGGCAUUUUUUUUUUCAAACGUCUACACUGCUUUAUGAGGCACACCUGACUCCUUCUUGAAAUGACCCACAAACUGUAUGUACAUCACCUUUGACCCGGGUGGAUGCCGCUGCUCUCCAGCAACCCUCCUCACCUCUAGUGUGUGGCACACUGUGCCACACCAGGGAAGAGACAUGGAUUGUGACAGGUCUUUGCAUUUCAGAGCUUGGACUUGGUUGCUCUUGUUAGUGGCCCUUAACGAUUCUGAAGCAUCUUCUGAUCUGAACAAAUCCACAAAUUCCACUGCCCAGCCUGACCCUAAUGUUCGGUUUGCGGCUGCCAGCACAGAGCCCGAUGAGAAGAUAGCUGUUUUUGCACUGGAUUAUGACUAUGUGCAGAUUCCUUAUGAAGUCACCCUCUGGAUACUUCUAGCAUCCCUGGCAAAAAUAGGCUUCCAUCUGUACCACAGACUACCUGGGUUCAUGCCUGAGAGUUGCCUCCUCAUUAUCGUUGGGGCUCUGGUGGGUGCCAUCAUCUUUGGUACCGACCAUAAAUCACCUCCGGUCAUGGAUUCCAGCAUCUACUUCCUGUACCUCCUGCCACCCAUUGUUCUGGAGGGUGGCUACUUUAUGCCCACCCGGCCCUUCUUCGAGAACAUUGGCUCCAUCCUGUGGUGGGCGGGCCUGGGGGCCCUGAUCAACGCCUUUGGCAUUGGCCUCUCCCUCUACCUCAUCUGCCAGAUCAAAGCCUUUGGCCUUGGUGAUGUCAACCUUCUUCAGAACCUGCUGUUUGGCAGCCUGAUCUCUGCCGUAGACCCUGUGGCCGUGCUGGCUGUGUUUGAGGAGGCGCGGGUGAAUGAGCCGCUCUACAUGAUGAUCUUUGGGGAGGCCCUGCUCAAUGAUGGAAUCAGUGUGGUCCUGUACAAUAUCUUAAUUGCCUUUACAAAGAUGCAUAAGUUUGAAGACAUAGAACCUGUGGACAUUUUGGCUGGGUGUGCCCGCUUCAUCAUCGUGGGAGUUGGGGGAGUAUUUUUUGGCGUGAUUUUUGGAUUCAUUUCUGCUUUUAUCACACGCUUCACUCAGAACAUCUCUGCAAUCGAGCCACUCAUCGUCUUCAUGUUCAGCUAUUUGUCUUACUUAGUUGCUGAGACACUCUAUCUUUCUGGCAUCCUGGCAAUCACAGCGUGUGCAGUGACAAUGAAAAAGUAUGUAGAAGAAAAUGUAUCCCAGACAUCUUAUACAACCAUCAAGUACUUCAUGAAGAUGCUGAGCAGUGUCAGUGAGACCUUGAUCUUCAUCUUCAUGGGGGUGUCCACUGUUGGGAAGAACCAUGAUUGGAACUGGGCCUUUAUCUGCUUCACCCUGGUCUUUUGCCAGAUCUGGAGAGCCAUCAGCGUAUUUGCUCUCUUCUAUGUCAGUAACCAGUUUCGGACUUUCCCCUUCUCCAUCAAGGACCAGUGCAUAAUUUUCUACAGUGGUGUUCGAGGAGCUGGAAGUUUUUCACUUGCAUUUUUGCUUCCUCUGUCUCUUUUUCCUAGGAAGAAAAUGUUUGUCACUGCUACUCUAGUAGUUAUAUACUUUACUGUAUUUAUUCAGGGAAUUACAAUUGGUCCACUGGUCAGGUACCUGGAUGUUAAGAAGACCAAUAAAAAAGAAUCCAUCAAUGAAGAACUUCAUAUUCGUCUAAUGGAUCAUUUGAAGGCUGGAAUUGAGGAUGUAUGUGGGCAAUGGAGCCACUACCAAGUGAGAGAUAAAUUCAAAAAGUUUGACCACAGGUAUUUACGAAAAAUCCUAAUCCGAAAGAACCUGCCCAAAUCAAGCAUUGUUUCUUUGUAUAAGAAGCUAGAAAUGAAGCAGGCUAUCGAGAUGGUGGAGACUGGAAUGUUGACUUCUACGGCCUUUUCCAUAUCCAAUCAGGCCCAGAGGAUACAAGGAACUAAAAGGCUUUCCCCAGAAGAUGUGGAGUCCAUGAAGGACAUUCUGACACACAACAUGUACCAAGUUAGACAAAGGACCCUGUCCUACAACAAAUACAGUCUCAAACCACGGUCAAGUGAGAAGCAGGCUAAAGAGAUUCUGAUACGCCGCCAGAACACCCUACGAGAGAGCAUGAGAAAAGGCCACAGCCUGCCAUGGGGGAAACCGGCUGGCACCAAAAACAUCCGCUACCUUUCCUUUCCUUAUAGCAACCCCCAGUCAUCAAGAAGAAGCAUGAGGGCUGCUGAGUUCACAGAUUAUGACGGCAGUGACUCAGAACUCCUGUCUGUCAUGUUCAACCCACACUCCUGCACAGGCUCCCUUCAAGAAAGACGCUGUGCACAGGAAUUCAUUCCAAUGAAGAGCUUGCACAGAGCAGGGAAGCCAUCCAACUUCAGCUUCCAGAUAAAUACAAGUCAAAACCAGGAUGUGGUUGGAGGGAGAAGGAUGGCUUUAAGAUCCCAACCAUUCUUUCACGUGGUGCGUGAGGAGUAUGAAUCUGGAGAAGAGAGUGAAGAGGACUCAGUCAUCAGAUCCAGAUGGUCUGUUGAGCACAGACACAGCAGGGAUUACCAGAAGUCCCACAGUCCUUUGCUCCAUAGGAAAUAGCUUUCUUGUCCAAAAGAUUAUUUUGGGUCCCCGCCCCCAAAUAUAUCAUCCUAGUCUUGUGAGAGAAAGCUUUUAGGGAGAUUUUUUGGACAACUGAGAGCAACUUUGCAGGGCUACCACAUUCUAAACCAGUGUGCAAUUUAGAUGAGGUUUCUGUGAGUGACAGAUAUGAAUCCCCCCACCCCAGGAAUUAUUCACCAAGCUUCCCUAAUAGUGUGUGGUCCAUGUAAUUUAUUGAUAUACAUGUGUGAUUGGCCUGUAAUUCACCUUGGCUAUAUGCAUGUGUAAUUUAGAAUCAAGUUAGAAGGGAGAGGGCUUAGAAUUUACUUCUCCCAACCAGGCCCAUGGCAUGUCAUGAGCCGGCUUCAAAGCUGAUUGUCUUUUCUCUCAACUAAAUGCAGUCAGUUUCGAUUUUUAAUCAUCACUAUGCAAUAAUUCUGUUUCUGAGGGAGGUACAAUUUGUCAUAGCAUUGCUGUACAUAAUCAGUUGCAGUAAUUGAAAGAUGUGAUGCAGGGAUGAUUGGUUAAUAAAGGGCUUGUCAUCUAUUUUA
Erinaceus europaeus (western European hedgehog) is the source of this 3390-nucleotide messenger RNA. RefSeq names its product solute carrier family 9 member A4 (gene SLC9A4). The record is from RefSeq and is a predicted model, not a curated record. Gene Ontology annotation, biological process: sodium ion transport; proton transmembrane transport; regulation of pH. The transcript is spliced from 12 exons. Bases 353 to 2839 code for a protein of 828 amino acids. Gene Ontology annotation, molecular function: sodium:proton antiporter activity. NCBI's taxonomy places the organism in Eukaryota, Metazoa, Chordata, Mammalia, Eulipotyphla, Erinaceidae. Gene Ontology annotation, cellular component: membrane.